AUGUUGGCAAGCAGUACAGCUCAAUGUUCAAUAUGUUUGAAUCUAAUGAUCAAAGGUUCACCAUUAUUCACAACAGCAUGUGAUCAUACAUUCCAUUUUGAAUGUAUAAAUAGUGUUAAAGCUAAUGUGAAAGAAUGUCCAUUAUGUCGUAAUCCAAUGUGCCCGUUGACUAAUAUUGUUACAAAUGAUAAACUACAACGAGAAAACGUAAGUUUAACAAUCGCUUUACCGUUACAUUUUUGGGUAGUUGCUCACUGUGUGGUAAGGGGUUCUAAGGGCGCUGAAUAGGCGGUGAGGGUGAGGUGUUAUGAAAGAAUUUUGUUUGAAAGAAAACACUUCGGACUAUUAAGAAUCUUUUUUAAAAUAGGUCAAAAUAUUAGUUGAACAAGAAAAAGUUUUUUUCUUUGCCAAAAUUUAAUACUUUUUUCCGAAUUUUACAACUAUACAGGGCAGUGUAGAAGCAUAUCCCGAUCAGGAUAUAUAUCCCUAUUGGACUAUAGAAUUAUAUCCCAAUCGGGAUAUUAUAGCUCGAUCGGGACAUAUUUUACACUAUAUCCCGAUCGGGCUAUAAUUCUAUAGCCCGAU
Messenger RNA from Didymodactylos carnosus, 585 nucleotides. Lineage: Eukaryota; Metazoa; Rotifera; Eurotatoria; Philodinida; Philodinidae. The record is from the annotation of a GenBank genome assembly.